Molecule: messenger RNA, 2069 nt
Organism: Verruconis gallopava
Lineage: Eukaryota; Fungi; Ascomycota; Dothideomycetes; Venturiales; Sympoventuriaceae
Exons: 3
Coding region: 12-1844 (610 amino acids)
Biological process (GO): transmembrane transport
Molecular function (GO): transmembrane transporter activity
Source: RefSeq, a predicted model, not a curated record
CGUGUCAUAUCAUGAUCAUGGCUGAAUCUAAGAUCAGAGACUCUGGACUGUCAGGAUCGACCGUGAGGGUCAUGAAGGAUGAAGAAGCCGCGCACGCACCGGAGCCGGAAUGGAGGCCUACAAUACAUGAGUUGGCAAUUAUGCUUACAAUGUCCGUCACAUCGCUCAUGAUUGCUUUGGACGCGACAAUUGUGGUCACUACCAUCGAGACCAUCGUCACGGAUUUAAACGGCUCCGCAACGGAGGGAUUCUGGAUAGGAACUUCGUACCUACUCACAUGCGCGGUCUGCAUGCCCUUCAUCGCGUCUUUAAGCGACAUAUUUGGCCGACCGAUCUGCCUUCUCGCGUCCCUGGCCAUAUUCGCGAUUGGGACUCUUAUCUGCUGCUUGGCUCGUGGUAUUGCAACGCUCAUUGGCGGCCGAUGUGUCCAAGGUAUUGGCGGCGGAGGUCUGAUCAUCCUUGGAUUGGUCAUCUUCACAGACAUUGUGCCGUUGAGGUUCCGUUCAAAGUACUACGGGAUCAUCCAGGGUGCUUGGGCUAUCGGCACAUGCAUUGGACCUCUCGUCGGGGGGGCGUUCGUCGAGCACACUACGUGGAGGUGGAUUUUCUACAUCAUGUUCCCCUUCAUUGGUAUUGCUUUCGCCACAAUACCAUUUGUGCUGACGCUCAAACCAAGAACCGAGUCAUUCGGAACCAAACUUGCACGAGUGGACUGGAUUGGAGGCUUCCUGUUCAUUUCGUCAUCAACCAGCUUACUGAUCGCGAUCUCGUGGGGUGGAACACAAGAACCUUGGAGCAGCUGGCGGACGAUUGUUCCACUGGUGCUUGGGGCAUUUGGCUUGGUUGCAACAGGCCUGUUCGAGACCUAUCUCGCAAAAGAGCCCAUAUUCGGUCGCAACAUAUUCCACUGCCGUGAUUCAUUCGCGGCAUACGCCGGUGCAACUUUGCAAGGCUUCCUGCUCUAUGGAAUUCUCUAUUAUGGAGAACUAUAUUUCCUGGCUGUAAAAGGCUAUGGUCCUGUGCACGCCGGCUCCGCAGCCCUUCCAACAACCUUAUCCCUCGUUCCCGGCUCCGUUGUGGUAGGCAUCCUCAUUACGAAAUUCGGGUCAUUUAGGUGGGCUAUAUGGAGCGGAUGGGCGCUAAGCACAUUGGCAAACGGCCUCCUCGUCCUUUGGGAUGUCGAUACACAUGUUUCAGUUUGCACAGUCAUUCUCAUCCUCAUUGGCAUCGGACACGGCUUGGUGCUCAACGCACAGAACUUUGCGACGCAGGCCAUUGCUUUGACAGGCGAUGAGGCACAAGCGGCGGCUAUGUAUGCAUUCCUUCGCUCGUUCGGGAUGGCCCUUGGAGUAGGCAUCGGCGGCAGCGUCUUCCAAAAUGUCAUGAUGAUCAAGCUGAACUCAUUCGGUCUGCCUAACAGCAUCGCCCGCUACGCCGAGGCAUACAUUCGGAUUUUGUGGUCAUCUCCACCAACGGAGCAGACGGACCAAAUCCUCCAAGCUUAUGCGUAUGGCCUCAGGGGCACGUACGGUCUGUUUUGCGCCAUUGCUGGCACAGCCGGCAUCGCGAGCAUCUUUAUCCAAAAAUUCGACCUGAACAAAGAGCUUAGGACAGAGCACACCUUGGGCGAAAACAGAAUCACAAGGAAACUCGAGGAUGUGUCGCGGCCUGUGUCAUAUUUUUCUACCUCGCGAGCUGAGUCUUGCAACGCGUCAAAAUUACAUGUCGAUGUGGAAGUUAAUUCCAGACCGUCCUCGACAGACGAACGUACAGUCGGCGCCAUGUCACGUCCAGUUUCCGAUGUGAGAGCAUCCUAUCUUACUGUCCCUGGUAUGAGAACAUGACGGAUUGAAGGCUCAUUGUUAGUGUUCCUUUUUCCAUAGUUGCUUGUCACGAUUGAGACGAGCAAAGAAUAUACAGCAGAUGAAUGCCCAUUUGGGAGGAUACAACAAGGCUUGGCCUAGAAAUGUGAAUGAAAAAUCGAAUUAUUAGCGAAUUACUUCUUCCACGAGGGGAUCUUGCUUAGUCCUGCAAUCUUCAUAGCAAUCAACGCUAAAAUGCACCUACAC